Mangifera indica (mango) is the source of this 1567-nucleotide messenger RNA. RefSeq names its product putative clathrin assembly protein At2g25430. The record is from RefSeq and is a predicted model, not a curated record. Gene Ontology annotation, biological process: clathrin-dependent endocytosis; vesicle budding from membrane; clathrin coat assembly. Bases 57 to 1391 code for a protein of 444 amino acids. Gene Ontology annotation, cellular component: clathrin-coated vesicle; clathrin-coated pit. NCBI's taxonomy places the organism in Eukaryota, Viridiplantae, Streptophyta, Magnoliopsida, Sapindales, Anacardiaceae. Gene Ontology annotation, molecular function: clathrin heavy chain binding; phosphatidylinositol-4,5-bisphosphate binding; SNARE binding. The transcript has a single exon.
UAUCUUCACAUUCUAAAACCCUUUUGCUUUUGCUUUCUCUUUGUCGCAGAAACACCAUGCACAGGCGACUGAGGCAACUUUUCACUCGUGUUAAAGAACACAGCAGUGUCAGUUAUGCUAAAAUUGCCACAGCAGGAGGUUUUUGCGAUGUUGAACUCAUCAUUGUGAAGGCAACAGCUCCAGAUGAUUUACCAUUUUCAGAUAAAUACGUUCUUGAGCUUCUUAAAAUCUUCUCCAUCUCUUCUUUAUCACUUCGAGCCUUUUCAGUUAGCUUCAGCCGUCGUUUCGCCAAGACUCGCAGCUGGAGAGUUGCACUCAAAUGCUUAAUUCUCCUCCACCGCUUGCUAAGAUCACUGCCUGAAAGCAGUCCUUUUCGGACUGAGUUGUUAUGGAGUAGAACCAAUGGUUACUUGUUUCUGAAUCCAUGUUACUUCCAAGAUGAAUCCUCCUCCACCCCUGAAGAUUACACUGAAUUCAUCCGAUCAUACGCUAAUUUGCUCGAUGAAGCACUCGAUUGCUUUGCUUUGGAUGGGGGAGCGUCGGAAACGCCUGAGAGGGAAGGCCAGAGCUUGUCGAAUAAAAUGAAGGAAGUUGGGAGGAUGAUUGAAGUGUUGACACAGCUUCAAAGCUUGAUUGAUAGAGUAAUGGAGUGCAGGCCAAGUGGGGUUGCAGCCAGGAGCUUCAUUGUUGAAAUAGCAAUGAAGUUUAUAAUCCGGGAUAGUUUCAUUUGUUACAGAACUUUCAGAAGAGAAAUCGUUUUGGUGCUGGACAAUUUGUUUCAAAUGCCAUACAGAAGUUGCAUAGUAGCUUUUGGGAUUUACAAGAAAGCAGCCCUGCAAGCAAAUCAGCUUUGUGAAUUCUAUGACUGGUUUAAGGGAAUGGGAAUUUGUGGAGCAUAUGAAUACCCGUUUGUCGAUCGGAUCCCACAGAUUCAAAUUCAGGCUCUCGAGGCUUUCCUCCAUGAAAUGUGGCAGCUAACAGAGUCAUCAUCGUCCUCGUCUUCAUCGACCUUGACACCACAAUUAACCGAAGACGAGGGAGACAAGCAAAUUGCUGUUAGCAAGGCUAUUGAUGUUAGUACCCAAUGGGAGAAAUUUGAAGAUGAAGGUGUUCGAAGAGGAGGGGAGAUAGUGCCAAUGAUUAGGUUUGAAGAAAGUGAAAAUGAUAGCUGGGAGGAUCUUCUUGAUGCAUCUGUAAACUUCCCUUGUGUUGGAAGCAAUUUGUUGAAUAAAGAUGGGUGUGAAAAGGAAGAGAGAAACAGAGGAGAUUAUACAAGUGAUUGGAAGAUCCAGGUGUAUAAUCCUUGGGCUGCAAGUUCUUUUAAUCAACCUUACAGGAUGCCAUAUCAACCUGGAUUAUAUCUCAACCUACCUAUGGCUAUGUAUCAAUGAGGAAUACAAUUGGGCAAGUGAGAAAUCAUCUUAGAUUCGUAAUUUUUUUGCGCUAAUAAAUGAUAAACCUUUCUUUUAGUAUGAUAAGUAGGGUGGAUUUUAUCGAAAUCAAAUCUAAACAAAGAUCAGUUCAAACUUGAUCUGAAUCCAAACUAUCAACACAAGACCAAACUUGU